This is a messenger RNA of Debaryomyces tyrocola, 690 nucleotides long. The record is from the annotation of a GenBank genome assembly. NCBI's taxonomy places the organism in Eukaryota, Fungi, Ascomycota, Pichiomycetes, Serinales, Debaryomycetaceae.
AUGAGUAUACGACAAUUAACCUCUUUGAGAGGGGUCAAUAUGAGAAACUCCUUGAGGGUCAAUCCAAUAAGAAAUAUUUAUUUGCAUAAGGGAGAAAGAGUUGCGGGACUCAAAAGAGACCCAGAAGAAGUUUUCACCACCAACCAUGGGUAUAAGUACGGCAAGACCCAGGAGAACUUAAAGCAUAUCAAAGGCUUCUUACCAGAAAAGUACAGCAUAUCCGAUGACUUGGCUUUACAAGUGUUGACCCACAAGUCAUUUGGUAAUGGGAUCAAACCAUACAACGAGAAAUUAAGUGCCAUGGGAUCGAAGAUUUUGAAUUUGUUCUGUGCCAAACUAGUUACGGACAAGGCAACUACCAACGAAAAUGCCAUAGAUGGGAAAAACUUGGACAGUUUAGGAUCGCCAAUUGCCAAAGAGCUCUCAGGUCGCAUGUCUUUGGGGUUAUUUGCAAAAUCUACUAAUUUGAACAGUAUAAUGUUCUGGAAAUCGUACAAUCAUGACUUGAGUUUUGAAUCUAGUGGUGAAAUGAAGGUUAGUGCCCAAAUGAUGUAUGCGUUGAUUGGUGCCAUUACCUUCACUCAUGGAAAAGAGAUAGCAGAAGCUUUCAUCAGAGAAAAAUUGUUCGACACUGAACCUUCCAUUGAAGAUAUCACAGCUAUUAUAAUCGACCAAUCCAAACUGUCAUAA